GUCCUUCAUGCUGUCUCCAGCUUUUUUGUUGAUUGCGAAACGUACUGCGCCCCUAUAGGUGGCCAGAAACAAUUUCUGAAAUCUCCAAAUCCAAAUCCAAAAAUCGUCUUUGUGACUCUGAAAAUGUAGUUCGUCGUUAGCAUCACGACCAGCAUAAUCAUGAUCUAAGUUCUUCCUCCUUCCUUUGUGUCUGUGAAUGCAGUAUUACUCCUUAAGGCGGUCUGCACUGAACUUUGUGCGAGAUUAAUUGUAUUGUAUUGGUUAUUAAGGCCAUAUUAAGUGUGUUAGACCUCCCAACGAACAUGACCUUGACCUUGACCAUCACCUCCGCAGCUGCUCGAUGGGAGUCGUGACGUGACUCCACUUUCGUCACUGCGGUCUGCGCCUGCCCGUUCCAAGAACGAGUCUAUCGACACGACCACCCCUUGUUCCCGCAUUUUCUGCAACAACUCCACGUUGAGCAGGCUUAUUGCAAAAAAUGCAAUAGAGCGAGGGGACUCGUCCGCAAAUAAAGCAAGGACUAAUUUGCUAGAAGAAAGCGAGUAAACGCUUAGUAAAGGAGAGUCAACAGGUGAAGCAGAAGCACUUCUUCUAGAAGGACACUAUUAGAGUUUUGAAGCCCACCUGGUAGUUGUUGUUCUCUCUACUUACCAUUUUUGAAGCUCCUCGUCCUCCUGCUUCUGCUCUCCCACAACCACCGAAAUGGCGACCGAAAAGAAGUUUCUUUCGUCCUGUUCCAUGGUGAACCAGGACAAGCAGAAGGAGUUUGAAGCAGAGGUCUUGCGUUUCCGAAAAAGCGCUGAACAGUGUCUAGAGAACAGAAACAAAGUCCUUCCAAGAAUAAUGGAGUACUUCGAAGCCUACACGGACAAAUACAGAAUAACGAUCCUGGCUCCAAUUGCGUUGCCACCAGAUUACUACCAUGGAUUCGUAGAGAGGAAUCCGAUCACCGGCGCACUGGUACUCUUUCUUACCUCCAGGAUCGCUCAGUUUUGCAUGUAUGCUACGGACUUUUUGUUUAAUAUUUCGAUAUCAGGGUUGCUUGGUCAUUUGAUGCAUUCAUCUUUAUUGAUGUUCUCCUUCAUCUCCACCAUUCAUCUUUAUUGAUGUUCUCCUUCAUCUCCACCAUUCGUCUUUAUUGAUGUUCUCCUUCGUCUUCUAUACCAAGUCCAAAAGAAUGGUUCUCACAGUUGUCUCACCACAACUGCACAUCACGAGGUCCUAGCCGGAGUCGAGAAGCAGUUUGAUUUCUGGUUCGUCGACUUGUUCGAUAGAGAUGUCGUCUGCGACAACCCAGAGAACCUAGAAAAGGACCCUUUCCUCUUCAAAGCUACAGUGCUGCCUAUGCGGACAUGGAUCAUGCAGAGACUGGUUCAGCAGUUGGAGGCCGCUCGACAAGGUUACAGCUCAGUUUUGGGGGUGACUUUCAACGACGACAAAGUAGUGCAUGCGACGGUGCGUGAUGACUGUGCGGCUUUAGCAUUGGGUCAAGCAGUGCAAAUGGGACACACAUACAACAGUCCGUUUCAGGCUUUGGUAUUAACAUACUCUCAUGUGUCCAUUGCAAUUAUAUCAAGCUAGAAAGACCACCUACUAGACGUUUCCAAGUUGAAUUUCAGCUCGAACAAGCAUAGAUGAACAUGAAGCCAAGAUUCGCUAAUCAACCUCUGCCUCUACCACAUGUCCCCAAUGUUGCGCCCUCAACAAACCACCCAACGACAAACAGAUGUACAUCACAUUCGUAUGCGCUUUCUCGAAGAGUCUGGGAUUGAUCAUCUACACAUGCUUUAUCUCGUGUAUUUCGCUGUACGUUGCGCAAGCAUUUUCAGUGCCGGUGCUCUUCCGAUUCACGAGAGUGGUCGACAUUCUGCUGCGCUCAGUGUACCUAUUUUUCUUUGUCAAAUAAAACAUGAUGGCUUGUUGUUUGUUUUAGCAAAGGCAUUCAUCCAUUUUGUUUUCUUCAGAUGCUUGUCAACGAAGACGAACUGUAUUCAGCAGCAUGGAGGUGUCACUACAACAUCAAACAUCCUAACUUAUCAUGUUACCCACUAUCCUCUACUACAACAGCUACGUCAUCCUCCUCUUCACCGCGGUCGCUGAAGUCGGUCUCUCCUCUCUAGGAGAUGCACUUGGUGUGCUGGCGAUUCUAGCAGUGUUCUGUAUGAUGUUGUUCGAUAUGCUUAGGGGUGAUCUCGGAACGUGGAUGACCUACUCCACAGAGACGAAGUACGAAAUCCUGAAACAGCUAGGAGACCGAGUGUGGAUCUGUCACUUGGUGCCAGCGAGGCAGAAGCGAGAUAACGGACCGAAGGGAGCGGCAAAGUACUUACACAAUGAAUUUCAAGUCAAACAAGUCCUUCCAUCCGGUUACAAGAACCGCUUUAGUUCUAGUACAUUUUAAACGAUCAUGGCAUCCGAUACCUAUCGCGAGAAACCUGUUCUAAUCAACAGUAGAAUUUUCAACCGCCACCACCACCACCACCACCAGCACUAUCUUGACAAGGUACUCGAGCUCACAACCUGGCAUGAUGUCGAAAACGAUGAAAGCGGGAAUGACGAUGUUCGAUAGCGAUGCGGAUGACAGGCCACUUUCAAACUUAGUCACUGGAGAACUUCCGCCAGGGAUUAAUGAGGAACAGGUAAAUUCUAUCCAUUUUUGAGAUUUGAACCAUCAACAACAAAGAAAUGAUGGGACCUUCACGACGUUCACCCCUUAAAAUAAUGAUCGCGCUCCAGGCUCUCCUCAUCGUGGAUGUCAACGGUAUGCUCUGCCAAUUGACACCGUUAGACGCCAGAACAGUCGACUACGUGGAGAACGUGCGCAGAGCCAUUGAGGGGCGACCAGAGAAGCAUUCGGAUAUCACACUCUAUAAGAGAACUUACCGUAGGCCAGCGCCAGCAAUGAUACCUGACACAUCGAUGCCAGCACGUCAGGACGACGGCGAACCAGUGGAUGCUGCAGCAGCAGUCAGACAGCACAUGGAGAAGAAAAAGUUACGGGAUGAGUUUGUUGAUUUUUUAGUCGCACUUGGACGGAGUUGGACUUCUCUUAGACAUUCUGGACAAAGCUAGCUACUUCUAGUGACAAUGAAGGCUUUAUUGUGAAUGGACCCACACCCAAUGUUCGACAUGGUCAACAUGAACUUGUCUCCCUCUCCUGACACCUCUAACAAUCGCAGGCCAGAAAGUGGAUUUCGUGAAGGAGGGCGCACACAGCACUGAAGACGUGGCAUCAGGCAGAGCUUCUCCUUCUUCGUCACGAGAAGACGGAGAUGAAGAUUUGACCUCUAGUAUAGGAGACUCAGCAGCGGGUCAUCUCUCGACACCAACCUCAUCUAGAGGCGCGAGUUUAGAAGAGCUUGAAUUUAGCGUCUUCGAAGACGAAAGUGAUCUACAAGAGUUCAGAGCCGAGGCAGAAGCCAGUACUAUAGUUGAGUCAAGCAAAGGUAGUGGUUGUGGUAGUCGUGUCGACGAUGAAGUCAAGGAUCAAGAAGAGGAAGAUGACGAGUUUGAAGGCGAAGAAGAGGAGAUGGACGAAAUGGAGCCAAUAGAUAGUGCAGAUAUCGAUGACUUCUAUUUGAAGCACCAACUAGCGAGUCUUGAAGGCGGAUCGUCUUCUAGUAGCAGUAGUAGUGGGAAUCCGGACGGGUUGUGGCAGGAUGGUGUUGUUGUGGCAGAGCAAGUAGACGCCACAGCAGGAGGGAUACUUUUAGAAGGACAGCACAAAGCCCCGAAUGGAAAUGGUGGUGGUGGCGGGACGAAAGGUAAAUUUUUUAGAGGUCAGACGGAUAAUCUAGGACAAACUGACGACGUUCUUGUCUAAAUAGAAACAUAUCGUUUGUCGAUUUUGCAUGUUUUUUCAUCCACGACUAGCUUGUUGUAAUGAAAGCACGACUUAUUUCACUUCAAGUUUCCAACUAUCAAAAUUAGAAAUGUCUUCAACUCACUAAUGUAGGCGGCGGCGGUAAGCGUGGCGGCAAGAGCGUGGUCGACGUCGUUCCAAGCCGGAAGAAAAAGAAGGGAGUUUACGGGGAUGGACAGCUUCCUGACGUGACCCUUUGUGGCUUACGCCACGAAAUCCUAGCCGAGGAUGACGCAGCACCGGUCUCCAACUCACUGAAGUCCAUGGACGACGGCAGCAACCUAUGGCGCGUGGCUGCGAAGAGGAGGAAAGUUUCGCUAGCGCCACCUUACGAACCGAUGAUGCUGUCGAUCGUGAAUAUACCAAUCUACAAUCGGAACUACCCGAGUCAAGUGCAUAAGGAGACGCUGUUUAGACUGCAAGCGAAGAGCAGGAAGAGCCAAGCAGAACCGCCACCUGAAUAGUUGGCUUGUACUUCUUAUUAAGUUCUUUUGAUCUUGAAGAUUGACGUUAAAUAUUGUUACAAGAUGUAACUUCUGGAAGAAGUGAGAAUUGAUAUUGAUGGAAAGUUACCGUUUCGUUGAACAGAAAGAAAAAUUAUGAAACCAAGCAAUAGCUAGCUAGACCUAGAGCUACCAAGAUUAUUCGUGAACAGUCGGCGUACGCGCAGUGAAAUGAUAGUGUGAACGUUAAUGCACAUUUGCGAGAAUACAGCCUAGAAAAUAAGAAUAAUUCACCGAACUAGAAAUGAAUUCGAAAAACAUGAUUAUAUAUAGUACCAUUAGCGUUAGUACCACGUGUCAUAAGUAGAUCUUGCCCUUAUUGAGAAUCCCUUAUUGAGAAUAUAGAUGCCCCAAUAUCAUGUACGAUAUCGAAGAUAUUAACAAACAAGCCUUGAACUUGAAGACAGGAAAGGGUACUAUCUCUGAACAGAUGAAUCACCAGAAUCGAAAACCACUCCAUUUCAAUUGAACAUCGCAAAAAAAGUUGCCUUUAAGAUUCGUGGAAUAGGAAUACCUAUGAAUCUGAUACAUCAAAAGAGAACACGAAGUACAAGUAGAAGUUGCAAAAAGUCUACUUCAAUGAACAGUAUGUGUCUGCAUAAAGUCGAUGAAAUAUCAAAAUCCUUUUCCAAGAAAGGAUAAAGGCAAAUUUUUACAACUAGAAACUCUACCUCCACCUCCGUUAUGGUUGAAAGAAGAUGUGGUGAAAUUAAUAACGCACAAGCACGAUAACCUCGUGUGGACGUGGGGACCCUUCCCACACCUAGUGGGAAAGCGAUCGCAGAACUCAAUUGACCCAUGAAUUCAACACUAAUGCUCGUCCGCAACUAGAGCAAGAAUCAAUCUGACGACCGUGUAAGUACCUGUAGCUGCGGCUUUCGCCGACAUCAACAA
Molecule: messenger RNA, 5259 nt
Organism: Amoebophrya sp. A25
Lineage: Eukaryota; Dinophyceae; Syndiniales; Amoebophryaceae
Source: the annotation of a GenBank genome assembly